AUGUGCUACUAUGGCAACUACUAUGGUGGCCUGGGCUAUGGCUGUGGUGGCCUAGGCUGUGGCUAUGGCUGUGGCUAUGGCUGUGACUAUGGCUGUGGCUAUGGUGGCUAUGGUUAUGGCUGCUACCGCCCACUGUGCUGUGGAAGAUACUGGCCCUAUGGCUUCUACUGA
This is a messenger RNA of Castor canadensis (American beaver), 171 nucleotides long. Its product is annotated as keratin-associated protein 20-1-like. The record is from RefSeq and is a predicted model, not a curated record. NCBI's taxonomy places the organism in Eukaryota, Metazoa, Chordata, Mammalia, Rodentia, Castoridae.